This is a messenger RNA of Ruditapes philippinarum (Manila clam), 1091 nucleotides long. Its product is annotated as ATP synthase mitochondrial F1 complex assembly factor 1-like. The transcript is spliced from 11 exons. The record is from RefSeq and is a predicted model, not a curated record. Gene Ontology annotation, biological process: mitochondrial proton-transporting ATP synthase complex assembly. Lineage: Eukaryota; Metazoa; Mollusca; Bivalvia; Venerida; Veneridae. Gene Ontology annotation, cellular component: mitochondrion. The coding region runs from base 112 to 1068 and encodes 318 amino acids.
UGAUGAUCUUAAAAAAUUUGAUUUUUACGACUUUCCGAAAGUAAAUGCGACCUUCUCGGCAUGAAAUAAGUGUUUUCAUUACUAUCUUUACCUUUUAGAAAGAAUAUAUGCAUGAAUUACCGAUACGACACAAGUAUGAUGCCACAAGCUGAUUUGUUACGAGUAUGUUUGUCAUGUUGGAAACGAAUACCAUCACAGUUCAGUAGACAAAUUUUACAUCAUAGAUAUCCAGCGACGACUGCCAUAACAUGUAAUGGAAAAUGUGGUCAAAGAUGGUCAAGGCAAUUUUCAUCAAGUAAACCAGAUGAUAUCAGUAGUAAUCCUUUCUUCAAUAGAUACAAAGAAAAGUUAAAACACAUGCAAGAAGAAAAUCCUGAGGAAUAUGAGUCUAGGUUACAGGAGAUGAGAGAGAAGCUAAAACCUAAGAAACAAGUCACACCCGAGAAACCGCCAUCCCAGAGGACAGAACCUGCCCCUAGAAAAGACAUACCUGGAUUUAGUGGUCCGAAGACAUGGCCACCAAAGAGUUUGGAUGAAAUAAUGAAGCUAGAAUUAGUCAAAGAUCUAGAUGCUAAAGCAGUUACUCAGUUGUGGCAGGAAUAUCAUCUUGCAAAGGACUGUAUAUUUGCAGUAUUUCCAGCAGAACACUAUGAUGAGCUUAUAACCAAAUCAACAUUAAACCCUCAUUUUAUAUUCACAUUACCUAAAGGAGAUGGCUAUGAGUUUUACCUCUGUCAGUUUAGUGGAAAAGAUGUGUACUUCACUCCAUUAGCCAUGUAUCAGCUUAUCAAAGAGAGUGCUCCCCCUUGUCUGACAGUGGCCCAUUUUCCUGAACUCAAGGAUGAUAAAGGAAUAGUUUUGAUGGCAGGAGAAUAUGAUGAUAGUAUUAUUAAAAAGUCCGAGGCGCUGAAUCUUGUGAAACAGAUGACGUUAUACUAUGGGAAGGAGGCAGGAGAGAGGUACACAUUAGUGCGAACAUUUCACAAGAACCCAGAAAAUUUCCAGUACAUGGACAUUAUAGAACAAUAUAAACUUAAUAAAGACUAUCUCGAAAAUAACCCAUAUUGAAAUAAACAAAUUUUAUAUAUUUA